CCUGACAACACAUCUCUCCCCGAACACACUCGCAACCACCGGCAACAUGGAUUUCGCAAGUUUAAAGGAACAAGUGAGCAAUCUUACGCUCUACGACAUCAAGGCCGGUGUGCGCAAAGUCCAGAAUGCCGUGAUGAACUACACCGAAAUGGAGGCGAAGGUGCGCGAGGCUACAAACAAUGAGCCAUGGGGCGCCUCCUCGUCGCUAAUGCAGGAAAUCGCCAAUGGCACCUUCAACUAUCAAUUAUUGAAUGAAAUUAUGCCCAUGAUCUACAAGCGGUUUACAGAGAAGUCGGCGGAAGAGUGGCGGCAGAUAUACAAGGCCCUCCAACUGCUCGAGUUCCUCAUCAAGAACGGUUCCGAACGGGUUAUUGACGAUGCGCGCGCACAUGUCUCCCUCCUCAAAAUGCUCAAACAAUUUCACUACAUCGAUCAGAACGGCAAAGACCAGGGUAUCAACGUGCGGAACAGAGCCAAAGAGCUCUCGGAACUCCUCUCCGACGUCGACCGGAUUAGAGCUGAGCGCAAAAAGGCACGAGCGAAUCGGAACAAGUUCGGCGGGGUAGAAGGAGGCCGAGGGCUGGGUGGUGGAAUCUCGGGCGGUGGUGGUUUCUCCGGGGGCGGUAGCCGCUAUGGAGGCUUCGGCAGCGAUGAUGCCGGUUUUGGCGGCUACAGCGGCGGCGUGUACGGAGACGGUGGAGGCUUUGGGGGAGACACGUCGGGCGGUUUCUCCGAUACCCAGGCCAGGCGGGACCGGUUCGAGGAGUACGACGAAUAUGACGAGGGCGCAGUGGCUUCACCGGCGCGAAGAACUGCUCCCUCGGCGGGCUCACCCGUUCAGGUCAAGAGGGAGGCCAAGAAGGAAGAGCCCAAGCCAGAACCGGUGCCAGAUUUGCUUGCUUGGGAUGACGAACCGGCCCCGACAUCCGUCUCCGCAGGAAAGCAGCCUGUAGCCCAUUCUACGAGCAAUGACCUUGGCGACGACGACGACUUCGAUGACUUCCAAUCUGCUGCACCCUCCGCAGCCGCCGCCUCCGCAUCUACCUCUGCCGCGGCUUUCAACAUUGCUCCUCCGGCUUCCACUUCUACAAUCACUUCUGCGACCCAGUUCGCGCAACCCCAACCGCAGUCGGCCGCGCAGAACAACAACUUGAACGACCUUUUUGCCACGGUAUCUCCUCCGCCCGGAGGAAAUAAGAUGGCCUCCCCUCCCAUCACCUCGCCGGUGUCCACAGGCUACCAACCAUCCGGACCAAACUAUUUCACAUCCGUACCCGUCGGCCAGACUCCUCGUCAGUCUAUCAGCUCAAACCCGUCUCUUAAGUCCCCAACUAUUGGAGGGCCCAAGCCCGCAUCGUCGACAACCAAGUCGUCCGGCGGAGAUGCGUUCGCUUCACUGCUUGGUGGGGUUGCCCCGAAGAAGACAACCACGCCUACUCAAAAGGUCACAAUGGCGGAUAUGGCUAAGCAGAAGACGAGCGCCGGUCUGUGGGGCACUCCUGCGGCGACCACUCCCGCAACGCAGUCGCCGGGAACAGGCUCGAAACCGGGAGGUGCUUUGGGUGAUUUGCUUGGUUAG
This is a messenger RNA of Westerdykella ornata, 1579 nucleotides long. RefSeq names its product ENTH-domain-containing protein. Gene Ontology annotation, molecular function: clathrin binding; phospholipid binding. Bases 47 to 1579 code for a protein of 510 amino acids. NCBI's taxonomy places the organism in Eukaryota, Fungi, Ascomycota, Dothideomycetes, Pleosporales, Sporormiaceae. The transcript is spliced from 5 exons. The record is from RefSeq and is a predicted model, not a curated record. Gene Ontology annotation, biological process: endocytosis; Golgi to endosome transport. Gene Ontology annotation, cellular component: clathrin vesicle coat; endosome; plasma membrane.